This is a messenger RNA of Fraxinus pennsylvanica, 966 nucleotides long. NCBI's taxonomy places the organism in Eukaryota, Viridiplantae, Streptophyta, Magnoliopsida, Lamiales, Oleaceae. The record is from the annotation of a GenBank genome assembly.
AUGACUAUGAGGACGAGCCUUUUCAGCCAUCGGACGAUAAGGCAGGGCGUUGGAUCUGUAAAGAUUAAACUGUUGCUCGCCUUUUGCAUCGGCUUCACGUUAUUUGUUCUCGCCGGACGUGCGGCGUCGUUCAUGGGAUGGAGAAAACACGCGGCUUCUCUCAAUCGAUCUUCUCUCCCGGAGAAAGGAUAUGCCUUAUUGAUUAACACAUGGAAGAGAAAUGAUCUUCUAAAGCAGUCCAUUUCGCAUUAUGCGUCAUGUCCCGGGCUUGCUUCUAUACACAUUGUAUGGAGCGAACCUGAUCCUCCUUCAGAGUCUCUUAAGAAAUUUCUAAACCACGUUAUACAUCUGAAUGGUCGAAAAAUUGAGUUAAAAUUUGAUAUCAAUAAAGAAGACAGUUUGAACAACAGAUUUAAAGAAAUUACGGACUUGAAGAUGGAUGCAGUUUUUUCAAUUGAUGACGAUGUCAUAUUUCCUUGCACAUCAGUGGAAUUUGCUUUCACUGUCUGGCAAAGUGCACCAGAUACAAUGGUUGGAUAUAUACCACGUAUUCAUUGGGUCGAUAAAUCGAAAGGCAAUCAGGAUACGUAUAUUUAUAGCGGAUGGUGGUCUGUUUGGUGGACAGGAACAUACAGUAUGAUCCUCUCUAAAGCUGCCUUCUUUCACAAGAAGUAUCUCAGUAUGUACACUUACGAGAUGCCAUCUUCCAUUCGAGAAUAUGUUACCAAGAACAGGAACUGUGAAGAUAUUGCAAUGUCUUUCCUUGUAGCAAAUGCAACUGGUGCUCCUCCCAUUUGGGUAAAAGGUAAAAUAUUUGAGAUUGGUUCGACUGGAAUUAGUAGCUUGGGAGGUCACAGUGAAAGGAGGACCCAUUGUGUGAAUUGGUUUGCAUCCAAGUAUGGGCGAAUGCCCUUGGUAUCAACUUCAGUUAAAGCCGUCGAUAGUCGAAGCAGCUGGUUUUGGUGA